Branchiostoma belcheri (Belcher's lancelet) is the source of this 2708-nucleotide messenger RNA. RefSeq names its product HIRA-interacting protein 3-like. Bases 291 to 2186 code for a protein of 631 amino acids. The record is from RefSeq and is a predicted model, not a curated record. The transcript has 7 exons. Gene Ontology annotation, cellular component: nucleus. Lineage: Eukaryota; Metazoa; Chordata; Leptocardii; Amphioxiformes; Branchiostomatidae.
CACAGACCUUAUACUGUUAUAGAUCUGUGUUUGUGUCUUAUCGAAGACGUUACUCAAAAUCAAGCUUAACUUAGGUAAGUUCUGACACCCUACAUCUGGGCAAGUUUAUCAAACUCACCACACGCCCCCCUCCCCCACCGAAGAACCAUUGUGAAACUUGGACUCAAAGUGAAAGGUCUUUGACUCCCAGUGUUCUACGGAAGAGGUACUUACAACACACAGGAGCCACAAGUAUCAGCAGGGAGACAUACCAACAGCUCAUCGACAUCGCAACAGAACUGUUUAAAGCCAUGAGUCAAGAGGAAUCCUCUGAAGGUGUUACCACUAAGAAGACCGGUCAGAAGAAAGGCAAGAAGAGCUCCAUCGGCCUGAGUGGGUACAGCUGUGACAAUGAAGAAGACAUAGAAGACAGUACAGAGACAAGCGACAGACACAAGAAGAGGAGGAAGAGGAAGUUACAGUCCACCAGUGAAGAGUCGUCUGGCAGCUCAGACAAUGACUCGGACCAAGAGGUGGGGAAGAGAAGAAAAAAGAAGAGGAAAAAAGAGGAGACAGCUGUCAAACCUGUUAAAAAGGUAGCUAAAAAGAAUGGCUACAGCAGUGAUAAUGAGGAAACUCCACAGAACUCGCCCACAAAAUCACCCAAGGCAGCCUCGAAAAAGACCAAGAAGAAGACUGCACUGGAAAGUGGGAGUGAGGAAAGCGGUGAAGACCUCGGAGCUGUGAAACAAGGAGAUGGGGAACAGGCAGAAGGAUCUGAAGAGGAAAAGGUAGUUGAUGAAAAGGUAGGAGAUGAAAUUGAAGACCAAUCAGAUUCAGAAGAAAAGAUGUCUGAAGGAGAGAAGAAUGACGAUUCUGGGGCCGAGAAGAUGACUUCAGACAAGGAUCAGUCAGAAAAGUCACCCACAAAGGACAACAAGAAAGGUCAAGUAAAGAGACAGAAGAUGUCCGAUGAGUCCUCAGAUUCAGAUGAUGAGCCACUUUCAAAGCAUAAGAAAGGGAAAGGAAAACAUCAGGGGUCAAGUAAUGAGUCUUCUGACUCAGAUAAAGAACCACCAGUGAAGAAAAACAAGAAAAAACAAGUAAAAAGUCAGAAGUCAAAAGAGGAGUCUUCAGAUUCAGAUGAUGAGCCACUUUCAAAGCAUAAGAAAGGGAAAGAAAAAAGUCAGGGGUCAAGUAAUGAGUCUUCUGACUCAAAGUCAGAUGAUGAACCACCAGUGAAGAAAAACAAGAAAAAGCAAGUGAAAAAUCAGUCAAAAGAUGAAUCCUCAGAUGAUAAGCAACUUUCAAAGCCUAAAAAAGGGAAAGGAAAAAGUCAGGAAUCAAGUAACUCAGAGUCAGAUGACGAACCACUGGUGAAGGAAAACAAGAAAAAGCAAAUGAAAAAGCAGAAGUCAAAAGAUGAGUCCUCAGAUUCAGAUGACGAGCCACUUUCAAAGAAGGAAAAUCUGAAGAAGUCUGAGGCAUCCGACUCAGAUGAGCAGCCACUGAUCCCUAAGACAAGUGGAAGCAGUGAGAAGGAGAACAGGAGAAGGAAGUCUGACUCCUCAGACUCCAGGGGAAGGAAGGAGAAGACAAGAAAGCCAGGAUUGAAGAGUAAGAACACAGGAGAUGCAUCAGGUAGUGACAGUUCAUCAGAUUCCUCUGGACCAGAUGACAGGAAUCCUAUUCCAAAGAAAAGCAGCAGCAGUGAAGGAAGAAGAAGCAGUGGUGGUGGGAAAAGGAAAGAGAAAGAGUCCAAACAGCCAAGCAAGAGCAAAAAUGCAGAGCAACAGGAGGCGAAAAUUGAGCGCUUGAAGCGUUACAUCCGUGCGUGUGGUGUGCGCAUCCCAAAUUACAAGAAACUGUUUGAGGGCUGCUCUCGUAACAAGCAGAAGAUCGCACGUUUGGAGGAGGAACUCGAGAGACUUGGUGUAGAAGGUAACCCCUCCCUGGAGAAGUGUAAGAAAGUUAAGGAGCGUCGGGAGGAAGAACAGGAGUUAGCAGCACUGGACGCUGACAACAUCAUCACUUCUGACAGAGGUCGUCCCAAGAGGAAUGUCCACAGUGUUUAUCUGAAGAACAGUCCCAGGAAGGCCAGGAAAGUGGAGGAACCGGAAGAGUCCGAGUCAGACGAGGACAGCACUACUGGGAACAACCCAUUUGCUAACCUGAAUGGGAUCAUCAGUGAUGAUGGGAGUGACUAGAGCAUUCUGUGUGAAACAGUUCUCAAAAUCUGCCCUUUUCUUAACCUUAGGGCUGUGUAUACUAUUGUAUUAGCAUUGAAACAUUGCAGUUGUGUUUUCAUGAAGGGUUGAAUGCAUGAAGUUUGAAUUUAUUUGGAAAAGUACUAGAUCAUUGACAGAUGGGAGAUUAUUGGCAGAGAGACUAAAUAAUAUGUUAGAAAUUAUUGAUAUGAUCAGAGUUAUUCAGCAGAAUUUGUCAUGUUUAUAUAUAGUCUAAAAGACUUUGUGAAAGUUGCACAUAAAGUUGUACAAAAGUAUACAUUUACCCUUGUUACAUCACUCAGUCUCUGAAUAGAGCUUGUCAUUCAUAGCAUCUUGACAUAUACCUGUUGCCUUAUUGUUGAAGUGAAUUUGUUGAAGUGAAAAUUCAACUUUGGUUUUCAUCCUGGAAGUCUCUGUAGUUGAGUUACUGGUACCAUUGUGUAAGAAGGUAUCCAAAUACCAUUGUGUGUUAAGAGUUGCAAAUAAAACUUACUAUACUGU